Molecule: messenger RNA, 2399 nt
Organism: Nymphalis io (European peacock)
Lineage: Eukaryota; Metazoa; Arthropoda; Insecta; Lepidoptera; Nymphalidae
Gene: serpin-12
Product: serine protease inhibitor 3/4-like
Exons: 7
Coding region: 160-1839 (559 amino acids)
Biological process (GO): negative regulation of endopeptidase activity
Molecular function (GO): serine-type endopeptidase inhibitor activity
Source: RefSeq, a predicted model, not a curated record
ACGGUCAUUGUAGUAGCAAGUGGAAUUUGAAGUCGUGCGAAUGUUUCCUUAUUUUUAUAUAUAUAUAUAUAUAUUAUUUGCGAAAAAGUUUAUAUAACGAGAAAGAAAUAAGUUUAUUACGAUUACAAUAAAUAGAAACGACAACAUCACAGUGCAGUUAUGAAAAUAAUAAUUGCAUUAUGUGUUUUAUGCACAAUAGCAUGUAAAGUGGAAACACAGUCUUGGAAUGAUAUAUUACAACAAAGAAGAGGCUUAGGUAUUCCCCAAAAUAAUCAAAAUCGUGAGAGAGCCGUUACAUUUCGCGAAAACAAAAAUGGAAAUCUCAGUAGCUAUGACAAAUACAUUCAAGAUUUACUCAAUGAAAGAAAGGCACAAUCUAACAAAGAGAACAAUAAAGUGAAUAAUAAACCAUCUGCCUUAAGUAAUAAUGGUAACGUUAACGUUAUCAGUGGAGUACAGCCAAACCCAACGAAAACAAAUGAAGGUCUCAGUAGCUAUGACAAAUAUAUUCAAGAUGUACUUAAUGAAAGAAAAGCUGAAGCACAAUCCAAUAGAGAGAAUAAUAGAGUAAAUAAUGAACCAUCUGCCUUAACUACUAAUGAUAAUGUUAACUUUGUCAGUGGAGUACAGCCAAUAAGACCUAUUGAUUCUGAAGAGUCCCCAAUCACCACGAAACCAGUCAGAUUUGUUGGUGUGGGCAAAACAGAUGUGGAAUAUCUUAAUAAUGUAACGUAUGCUAUAACGAAUUUUGGGGUCAAUCUAAUGAAGAGUCUAAAUCGUUUCCAAACCGGUAACAUCAUAGCUUCACCGACAUCAAUCGCAACAGUUUUAGCUCUAUUACAACAAGCAGUAGUUGGCGAGGCUCUAGAUGAAAUAACAAGGUUAUUGCAAAUGACUCCCGAUGUCGUAGCGCCGACAUACAGAAGAUUAACGUAUGAUAUGAAAAAACGUAACUCUCGUAAUAUCCUGACUGUUUCAAAUAGUUUAUUUAUUGGCGAUGGUUUUGAAAUUAAUCCAGAUUUCAAAGAAACUGCUAUACUGAACUUUGGCAGUGAAGUCACAGUCAUGGACUUUUCUAGACCUACAGUAGCUGUAAAGCAAAUAAACAAAUGGGUCGCCGUUCAAACUCAUAAUAGGAUUGAAGAUCUGUUGCCUUACAAUGCUGUAAAUCAUAACACUCAAUUGGUGAUUGCAAAUGCUGUGUACUUCAAAGGACUUUGGGAAACUAAAUUCAAUAAACAAGCCACCAAACUACUGAUAUUCCAUUUAAACAGUGGAGAAGUUACAUCGGUUCCCUUUAUGCGCAUGCGUCAUUCAUUCAAGUAUGGUAUUGAUGAAGAUACCAAAUCUUAUAUUACAAUAAUGCCUUUUGAGCGUCACCAAUACUCAUUGAUAUUGAUUCUACCACAUCACACAUCAGACGCAGAUUCAACGUUAAAUGCAUUGACCAAUACAAAGUUAGUGAGUUACCACAAUUUCCAAGAAAUUGAAGUUCAAUUAGAAAUACCAAAGUUCACAAUUAAAUCGGACACUGAUAUGAUUCCGGUAUUGAAACACAUGAAUGUGUCAAGAAUCUUCUCACCUCAGACUGACCUUACGGGCGUUGGAACAUACAGAACUUAUUCUCCAGAAAUAUCACAAGCUGUGCACACAGGGUACUUAUCUGUAGACGAACAAGGUCUUUCUGCAGUAGGCGCAGCUGGUUUUGCAGCCGUUGCCCUAUCUUACGAUGAACCUUCAGCGAUCUUCCAAGCAAAUAGACCAUUCCUUGCCGUUUUAUGGGACACGCAAUUUGCUAUACCAUUAUUUAUAGCAAAAAUUGAAGACCCGUCUCAAUGAAAUAUUUUUUAGUAAAUUUUUGUAGUUCUUACAUUUUUGUACAAAAUGUGAUUUGUUUAAUAUAUUGUUUUAUAUUUUCAUAAUUGUGAUUGAAAUAUGUAUAUUAUUUAUAAUAAUAAUUAAUUAGUAAUAUGGUAUUAAUAAAAUAUGUAUGAAAAUAAUUUGUAUACAUUAAAUUUAAAAUUUUAUUAAACUAAACGUAAUUUUAAAUAGGUUUUUAUACAAAUGGAACAGAGUAAAAAAAGGGAUUCAAAUAAUGUACUCAAUAUUUUAUUAUAUUCUCGUUUUAUUUUUUGUGCCGUUUAAAACAUUUUAAUAAGGAAUUCCCACCAAAUAUUCGAAGAUCGCCACUAUAGAAAUCUUCAAUUUCUUGUAAUGUUUUACCUUCCGUUUCUGGUAGGAAUAAAUAUAAGUAAAUAGUUCCAAGGAAACCAAAUGCCGCAUAAGUAGCAAAUGUUCCCCACAACUUCACGCCAGUUUCAAGAUUAAUGAAGGUUUUUGCCCCGAGGAACGAGAAAAUGUAAUUGCUUGCUGCGGAUAGACCUUGUGCUGUAGCACGA